GUCGCCAUAACCAUAAGUUGUCGCCAUUUGGGGCGUGAGAUUCACCCACCCACCACCCACCAAGCCCCCACCCCGACACCCAACCUUGCCCCGACCGAGAAAUUAAUUUACCAAUAAUUCCCUUCUUCUUUCCGAGAGAGAUUUCUUUCUAUGAUGGCCUUUAUCUCAAAGAAAUUAUUGAAAUUAUUAUGCUAAUUGCUACCAUUAUCAGCCCUCCUACUUUGUCGGUGGUGGGUAUAGAAGAAGAAGAAGGCAGGGUGCCACCUCCCACAAAAAUUGUGUAUCAUUCCUUCUGACACCAACCACCCCCUCGCAAGAAUUAAUUCAACCCGGUCUUCUUGUCGUUGAGAUAUUAUAAUAACUUGUAAGAAGGAAAAAAGGAAAUUGAAAGUCUGAGAUUUUGAAGGAUAGCAGAAAUGUCGUCCUUGGUCGAGAUGUCACAAAGUAGAGCAACCGUACUCUUUAUCACGGGUUGCGUCACAUUCCCUGGCGCCCUCCUACUCCUGCAAAGGGUCUGGUUUAACACCGCAGUAGGGGCGCAGAUUCGUAAAAAGCUUGGCUUCACGGAUAAAGACUGCACCGAUAUUUCAGUCAAGGCGAUAUCUGCCGGUCAAGCCGUCCUUGCUUCAGUGGCUGGACUUAUCGUCUGCUCCAACUGUUACCGAGAUGUUAUGUAUGAUUCACAUCCAAUGACGCUCGACUAUGCGUGGUUUGGAAUUCCAUAUUUUGUCUAUGAUACUUUUGCAAUGUUUUAUGCUUCUGAAAUGUCCCCCACGGUGGAUAAGAGGAGUUCGAUGGUGGGACGGUUUUUCAAAUUUAUCUUCCGAUCUCCCAUCAUUGUGAUUCAUCAUAUGAUCCUGGCCCCGAUUGGAUUUGGUGUUUUGGUUUUUGCCAGGGAUGGAAUUCGUAACGGGGAUUUUUUCAUGGGGGUUGUAUACAUGAUGGAAAUUAGCACGCCUUUCGUCUCCUUUCGCUAUAUCUUGAGCAAGUUUAAGUUAAAAUCCUCCCCGAUCUACAACUUGAACGGGAUCAUGAUGAUCGUCCUCUUCCCCGUGUUUCGAAUUGCGAGUAUAUUUUACACCGCCAAUCUGUACGGGCAACAGAGUGGGAUGACUUUCAUGGAGGUCCUCUGGGAAAUGCCAUGGGGUUGGAAGGUUAUCUUUAUGGCUGCCAUCGCCCCCCAAAUUUACUGGUACUCCUUAAUGUGUAACGGGCUAAUCAAGAUGCUCCGACCCUCCUCCCCCAUCUCAGCCCCUCGAGUAGAAAAUGGUGCAAAAAAUGGAGUCGAAACUUCGUCCCCACCACGGCCAAAUUCGACUCCACGAGCCAAAGAAGAGUAAAUAAUACCUACAAAACCAGAUCAGUUAAUCCGUUGCUUUAAGAAGUUUCUUCCAAUAUACAUAGAAAACUAGAAGAGAUUGCAAUAAGUUGAAGCUUUAAUGAUCGAUAGGUACACAAGAUGAUAUGUAGAUUGAUGCCGACUUGACUGUCAAACUGAUGUAAUAUUUUGCUAGCUUUUUUCCUCUUUACACACCUUACCGUGCCUCCAAGACGUAUGUAUCUAAAUAGUAUAGUUUAAAAAGUGUUAUCACGUUGGCAGCCCUUACCCACUUUCACGCGACACACUUAUCUAUGCAUUCGUGAAUUUAGUGAAAUUGGGGAGGAACUAUUGAACAAACCCUUCUGGUGCAUUAUUAGUAUUUACAUAAUUACUAAUUAAAAUUGAAUAGUGGACUUAUUAACAAUAGUAAUAAUAUGUAAAUGUAUCUAUGCAAAUGGACUUCUCACCAGCUAUCCCCACCACUACCACAUCCCAUUUAAAAGCAAAUUGGUUCAGUUAGUUAUUUAAUUAGAUGAACAAAAGACUUUAAGAGUAUUUCACUUACUAGUCGUACGUACUUAAAUUAAACAAUUAAUUAAUUAGAUUGUAGGAGAGAAAAGUAAGUUCUAGUCAUCAUUAUAAUAACGAUAUCUAUGCAAAUAGUACAACCAAAUUAUUAUUCAGCGUUACCUGAUCCGUACGCAAUCUUACCGAGUAAUUACAAAAAAUAUAACCAAUUAAAUACAACCAAUUAAAAUUAUUUCACGCCAAAUCUACCUGAAACCUCACACCUGCCAUAAGUCCUUACAACCAUUACUUAAUAGUUACACUACUUAAUUAAUUACUUAAUAAUUAACUUGAUAAUUAAACGAAUACAUAUGCAUGCGUAGAUAUUACGUCAUGUGAUAUUAAUCUCAAAAUGAAAGAAAUAUAUAAAAUAAUAAAGUUCUUGUAA
Messenger RNA from Folsomia candida, 2276 nucleotides. RefSeq names its product TLC domain-containing protein 3A. Gene Ontology annotation, cellular component: membrane; endoplasmic reticulum. NCBI's taxonomy places the organism in Eukaryota, Metazoa, Arthropoda, Collembola, Entomobryomorpha, Isotomidae. Gene Ontology annotation, biological process: lipid homeostasis. The record is from RefSeq and is a predicted model, not a curated record. The coding region runs from base 417 to 1340 and encodes 307 amino acids. The transcript is spliced from 6 exons.